Exserohilum turcica Et28A is the source of this 1413-nucleotide messenger RNA. RefSeq lists its product as uncharacterized. NCBI's taxonomy places the organism in Eukaryota, Fungi, Ascomycota, Dothideomycetes, Pleosporales, Pleosporaceae. The record is from RefSeq and is a predicted model, not a curated record. The transcript has 3 exons. Gene Ontology annotation, biological process: regulation of DNA-templated transcription. Gene Ontology annotation, molecular function: zinc ion binding; DNA-binding transcription factor activity, RNA polymerase II-specific. Bases 1 to 1413 code for a protein of 470 amino acids.
AUGGCUGUAGUCACAGAACGCCGCGCAAAGAAGACAAUCUCUCGACUUGAACACUCGCUGCUUUUACAGCCCGUUCAAGACGCAAUGUCCCUGACGCCUCCGGACCAACCCUCUGGCUUUAGUCAUUCCCAUGCCGCCGAUAUUACCACCUCCACCACCACUCCUAGCCCCACAGAUCGACUCGAGCACCUCACAGGCACCCUAACUAGCCAGGAUCCUGCCACACAAGCUCACAGCAACAACAACAGCUCGAGUAAAAAGAGACGCGCGUUCAAGACAAAGACAGCUGGAGAGCUCCGCAAGUCCUCGUCAACUCCACACAUGCGUCACUUAGCUAUUGGAACCCCCGGCGACGUUUCGCCAACAAACAACAAGCCGCGCAACAAGCUCGGCUAUCAUCGCACUUCAGUCGCUUGUGGUCAUUGCCGACGGAGGAAGAUUCGAUGCCUCUUAGCACCCGACGACCGUCAUGGUCGCUGCUCCAACUGCAUUCGAUUGAAGAAGGAAUGCAACUUCUACCCCGUAGAGCACAACCCUGACAUGCCGCCAUCUCAGUCAGUCUCGUCCAAGUCGGGCAGCGCGGUUCAGCCGGCAACACCGGUCUCUUCCUCACCUAGACACCCCCUAUCUGCCUCUGGCGACACAAUGGGUGAUUUCCGUACGCCCUUCUCGGGGCCUCCUCCGUCGGCGGCGCAGCCUCUAACCUACGGAUACCCCAUGGAGCUCGAAAACGACCCGCACCACGUGCCUAGCUCAAACGGCUUACCUGUACAGCAACCCUCAUAUCCUUACCCACCCUCAAUAGACACGCAGUGGCCUCCAGCCAACGGCUUUUUGCCGUCUUCUACAGUGGCUGAAAGCCCAUCAUGGCGACACUCGCCCUCGACGGUCAACUCUGCUUACGGCAGUGAAUCCAACGUUUCAGGCGGCCAUACGCCAGCUGCUAUGAGCACAAGCUCGACAAUGUCCUACGGCCACCAAGAUGGCCACUGGGCUCAACAGCCAUCAUUCCAACCACCAUCGCGCUCAAUGUCGUAUGGCAACAUUGAGGGCCUCCAGCAAUAUCCUGGCCAAGGCCUUGGGAUCCAAAACGACACCUUUCGACGAACCUCUCCAUAUCCCUACUCGACAACAAUAGACACAAAUUCAGGCGUACACGCUACUACCACAUUGGGCUGCUCAAGCGCCGCACCUCUCUCAGCGUCCAUGGCGCCAAAUAAUUCGUAUUAUCCCCCAGCCUGGUCUUCAUACGAUACGAUGCCAAACUACGGCCCACCCUUGCCCUCGUCAGGGCGAUCGAUGAGCGCACAAUGGUUUGCAGAGCCAGUGCACCUGAAUCGGGUACAAGAGGAAGUUACACCAGCCAUGGGAUUCAACCAGCAAGGUUUGCCACAAUUCUACUCAGCGUCUUAG